Cylindrotheca closterium is the source of this 1275-nucleotide messenger RNA. The record is from the annotation of a GenBank genome assembly. Lineage: Eukaryota; Bacillariophyta; Bacillariophyceae; Bacillariales; Bacillariaceae.
AUGUCUACACUGCGCUUGUACUAUGGUCGUGACAAUGAUGAAAUGAUCCGAGUGUUGAAGCAGGCUCAGCAGAGAACUGUUGCAGUGACAAGAUUAGAGGUCCGGGAGACUGUUCUGGAUGAGGAGGUCGUAGAAGCAAUCAUUGAGCUUAUUUUGACCAGCCCUAUAGAAGUUGUUCAACUCGAUGACUGUGGUGCUUAUUUAAAUAUGCAAACGAUUCGACUGGCGCAAACUUUGGGUGGCAUCAGGAGCUUGAGAUUAUCUGAGCCUACUUUCCUCUCCCGGUUCUUCCUUGACAAGCUCUUGAUAUCAGCUACGAAUUUGACGCACCUGCGAAUUCAAGGACACUUGGAACGUGAGCAAAUGUUGUCACUGGCUGAAGGUCUAAAGGGAAAUACUAGCCUUCAUACACUUGACUUGAGUAGGAGUCGAGUGGAAGACUUUUCAUCACUUUCAGAUGGAGUACGAGGAAACUCUUCAUUGCAUAGCCUAAAGCUAAGGUCAAUAGGUUUGCGUGACGAAAAUGUCACCGAGCUCCUAGAAUCACUCAAAGGGCACUCCCAGUUGGAAUCCAUCGAUUUGUCGUUCAAUCAUAUGCUGCACAUGGAUCAUGUGGCCGACUUUGUGGAAAAGCAGAGCCAUGUAACAGAGCUGCUACUUGGGUAUCAAAACGUCUGGCAAGCUCCAAAGGUAUCAGUCACAAGGCUGGUGGAUACAUUACGAACGAAUAUAUCUAUCAAGACACUGUCACUAGCCCGCAACAAGUUGGAAAACGAAGAUGCUGUCCAAUUGGCCGAUGCCCUCCUCGACAACGAUUCAAUAGAAUCUAUCAAUCUACGAGAGAAUAGAUUCACUGAUGUUGGCGUUGUGGCUCUUGCUAAGUCACUUGAGAAGGCGAAUUCGAUUCGGGAAGUGAGUCUUCUGAAGAAUGCAAUAGGUAACGAGGGCUACAAGGCUAUCCUUCGUGCAGCGCAAAGGAAUUACGAUAUUUUCGAAAUGGAAUUAAAUGAUGACGGUGCAAUUGCUCAACAAAUACAACACGAGACAGCAUUGAAUACAGGCGGUAGAAAGCUCCUUUUCUUAGACCCGCCACUAGCUCUGUGGUCAAUUGUACUGGCUCGAGUAAACAAAAUCGAGUCCCUGAACGAGCAGCAUAAUAUUUCGUCAGGGAAAUGUUACAGUGCGGAUGUCAUAUUUCAAAUGUUGAAGGCAUCCAACUUAUUUGAAGGUAUUGUGAGCCGAGAUCCCGGUGAGUUGGAGAAGGCCUAUCCAUAG